This is a messenger RNA of Sardina pilchardus (European sardine), 2395 nucleotides long. Its product is annotated as neurofilament heavy polypeptide-like. The transcript is spliced from 9 exons. The record is from RefSeq and is a predicted model, not a curated record. The coding region runs from base 141 to 1301 and encodes 386 amino acids. NCBI's taxonomy places the organism in Eukaryota, Metazoa, Chordata, Actinopteri, Clupeiformes, Clupeidae.
UCACUGAAACUGAUGUGCCAUUGCAUGCAGAUGUAGCUGAGGCUCUAACUGCUCUAGAGAAGAAGCUGUGCGAACACUUCAAAAGGAUUGAAAUUCGUGGGAAGAGAGACAGGAAGGUCUCUCUACUGCUAACCCCAGCAAUGCAGGCGUCCAUGGAAUUGUUAGUGAAGACUCGUGCAUCCUGUGACGUUCUCGAAAAUAACAUCUACUUUUUUGCCAGACCUAGGCAAGAUACAUUUAUACGAGGAUACAAGUGCAUUCACCAGUUUGCAAACGAGUGCCAAGCCAAAUACCCAGAGUGCUUAUCCUCUACGAAAUUAAGGAAACAUGUAUCCACACUUUCCAAGGUUUUGAACCUCAUGGAUACAGAAAUGGAUCAAUUGGCUGAUUUUUUGGGCCACAACAUCGCAGUCCACCGCAAGUUCUAUCGCCUGCCAGAAGGAACACUACAGCUGGCUAAAGUUAGUAAAGUCCUGAUGGCCAUAGAAAGAGGGUGCUUAAUGGACUACAAAGGAAAGAAUUUGGAUGAAAUUCAGAUUGAUCCCAAUGAAACCAUUCCAGAGGAGAGUGACCAUUCAGAAAGCGAACUGACAGGCGAAGAACUAAGCCCAUCUUCUACAUCCUACCUACCUUCAGCUGCUAAGAAAAGCACUUCAAAGAAGAAACACUGCAGGCAAUCAGAGGACGAGUCAGAGGAUCCAGGUUCAGCUGCUAAGAAGCGCACUUCAAAGAAGAAACACUGCAGGCAAUCAGAGGACGAGUCAGAGGAUCCAGGUUCAGCUGCUAAGAAGCGCACUUCAAAGAAGAAACACUGCAGGCAAUCAGAGGAAGAGUCAGAAGAUCCAGGUUCAGCUGCUAAGAAACGCACUUCAAAGAAGAAACACAGCUGGCAAUCAGAGGACGAGUCAGAGGAUCCAGGUUCAGCUGCUAAGAAACGCACUUCAAAGAAGAAAGACUGCAGGCAAUCAGAGGAAGAGUCAGAUGAUCCAGGUUCAGCUGCUAAGAAACGCACAUCAAAGAUGAAGAGCCAAAGCAAAUGUGAUGAACUGAACUCCGAUGUUCCAGACACAGCAUCCAAGAUAUCCUGCCGCAAGAGAAGACCAUGGAGUCCAGCAGAAAUCAGCGCUGUUGAGAAGACAUUGAUGACAUGCAUAACUACAGGCAGAACUCCUGGCAAGGCAGACUGCAUGGAUUGUAUCAAAUCAGCACCUGAAGCACUGAAAUAUCGUGACUGGACCUCAGUUAAGUUCUAUGUGAAAAACCGCUGUGUGUCCUACCAAAGAACCACACAGAACCUUUGAUAGCAAUUUCAUAAGUUGAGUUUGGGGGUGGGAGAUGGGAAUGUGUUAACAGGGCUUGAGCAUUUUAUAGGACCACACAAUACAUGCCCUGUACCAAAGCAUUUUAGAGGACAACACAAUAAUACAUGCCCUGUACUUAUUUAGUAUCCUUGUUUAUAUUUUAUGUUGGCAGAGGGUCAACAAUGUUUUUAUUUUGAUAUUAUAGUACAUGCACUUUAUUUUAACAGUACUUAAAUGAUUUUAGGUUGGGAGAGGGUCAAUUGUGUACUUUUGUUGUUAAUAUAGCAGUACAUGCUCAUACAGACAGGCUUUAUGAUUGUGAUAAUGUUGAAGUGUGUUGAAUGUGAGAAGAGGGUAAGUUGUAUCCUUGUUGACGAGGUUCAUUAAGAAUAUUCUGACAACAUUUGUUUAUGCAUUUUAUUGUUUUUUUUUUAUUUUCAUUAUUCAAUAUUCAUUAUUUGCAAUACCUGAGUAGGUAUUUGAUAUUAAGAAGUGAUCUGCUUUUUCACAUGACUGUAGCAUUACUUAAGCACUUUCAGAAAUAAUGUACUUAUAACUAUCACAACAGUCUACCUCAUAACGUUCUAAUGCAGUGUGGUUGUGCAUUCUGGCACUGUAUUAAGCAGCCAAUAAAUGUGCUGAUUGCUACUAAUGUUUUCAUUACUUUCCUUGUGUAUACCUAUUAGCUUCAACUUGGUGUCAUGAGGCAGGUCUCACGAGUAUCUCCAAAACAACAGUAAAUCCUCAAAACUCAUGGUAUUAUAGUAUUGCAAAUGUGGUUUACAUUACAUGUGCUCCUUUAGAAUGGUUUUCAUUAUAUCCAAGAAAAUACAGUAGUUGGUCCCCAGAUUGCACUGUGCUUGUUGAUGACAUCACUUGGGUGGGCGUGACUAUGGGCGGGGCCAGAGUCCUCACUUUGUCCACCUGACACCUGUCCCCUGUAGCUGGUCUGGAGUCAGGUGUCAGACUAACUUCAGGUAUGAAGUGUGUAUUCUAUAUUUCAACUGAUUUGCUUAUUACUGAACCCAUAUACAAUGCUCCUGUGCAAUGGCUUGUCUGUACCAUGCUUAGAAAGUGGUGUCCCCAAGAGUGAC